AGCCGCAGUGGUCAGUGUGCGGAUCAGCCCAGAGGAGCGACAGCUCGUAAGAUUUUGUUCAAUUUGUUUGACAAAAUUUAACAUUAAGCUGUUCGUUAGAGUCAGUGGACAUGUUUAACAGCAUUAUCAGGGAUUUUGAAGAAGACCCCUUUUUUUCCCCAGCAAGUGAACCUUUCCACCUUCACCAUGAACGCAUGGGUCAAAUGAUGAGCGGUUUUCGGAGUCCCUUCAGGCACGGCUUCAUGCCCAGUAUCACAAAUGGCCAGGACAGGGGACGCAGGGAAGAAGGUCAGGACCUCAGUGUAGCUCCUCACAACAGGAACAGAGACCUGGAUUCCUUCAGGAACCCUUUUGCCAUGAUGGACAGCAUGAGGUCACACAUGAGGGACAGAAGGGAGUUUAUGCACAGAAACAUUGAGGACAUGGCAUCAAACUCCAACUCGCACGCGUUCAGCUCCUCCUCGGUCAUGACUUACUCUAAAGUAGGAGACGAGCCAGCCAAAGUGUUCAAGGCCUCCAGCCAGACACGCUGCAUUCCUGGAGGGAUUAAGGAAACGAGGAGGACUCUGAAAGACUCUGAGAGUGGGUUAGAAAAGAUGGCCAUUGGUCACCACAUUAAUGACCGAGGCCACGUCAUUGAGAAGAAACACAACACCAGGACAGGAGAACGAGAGUUCAACCAAGACUUUCAGAACUUGGAUGAGACUGAAGCUGAAGCUUUCGAUGUGGAGUGGCAACAGAAGGUGUCUGAAUUUCAGCCUUCUGCACAGAUGUCCCAUCUGGAGGCCCCUAGAGCCAGAGCCGUUCACCAAGCAGCCAUCGCGGGCCCUGAACACACACACAGAGAAACCCAAGCGAGACCAGCAGAAUCCCAAAGGAAACUGCACGUUUCUGAGCUCAACAUUCAAGGCUCCAGCAAGAAGGAUUAGAAAAAACUACAAACUGAAAGAAAAGUCUGGUAAAAAUCAUCUCUCUGAUUUUCAUGCCAGCGCUUUUACUCUCAUACUGUGCAUCUGUUUUUCUGUCAUGUAAUCUACACUAAAGCAAGUCAUCCAAAUCAUCAGAGUCAUUUCGUUUCUGUUUUGACUGAAAAGUUUGAAGAAGGAAACCUGACACCUGUACAGUCGAAUCUUAAUGUGUGCUGUAACCAAAUAUGAAAUGUUAAAGAUAUGUGUUACACGGCGUGUAGAUGUUUACUAGUUUUCAUGCACCACACACACAUUUUAUUCUUUGACAAGGAAAGACUUGGAUUCUACAUGUUUUCUUGAAUGUCAUAGUGAUUUAAUUACAACGACUCAUUAAUUCACACUCAGAUGUUCUAAAAAUGCACUUUUCAACAUAUUCUUGUGUCCCAUUAACUAUUAUGGUUAUGCCCUUUAAAAAAGUAUUGUGGUUUUUUUUUUUUAUAUAAAAUUCUUUAUCAUAAUCCUGUUCCAGGUAGUCCAAUUUUUGUUCAAUUGUGUCUGCUUUUUUUUUCGUUUCUUUUUUCCAAAAAAUGUAAGACACAAUAAACCUUUAUUUAAGUCCGAGUUGUUAUUACAACAAAAUAACAGGUAAUUACACGAAUAUUAUACAAUAAAUUGCAAGACGAACGUUGGAAAGGUUUGUAUGUGCUUAUUAUCUUGACAUGAUUAUUUCUAUGGAUCUUUUCAAACCUUUCCACACAAAUCAAAACGGUGUCUUAUACAACAAAUCAAAAAAUAUAUUACAACAUGCACAUCCAA
Messenger RNA from Silurus meridionalis, 1724 nucleotides. It is a transcript of the gene mlf1, whose product is annotated as myeloid leukemia factor 1. The transcript is spliced from 8 exons. Bases 111 to 929 code for a protein of 272 amino acids. Gene Ontology annotation, cellular component: cytoplasm; nucleus. NCBI's taxonomy places the organism in Eukaryota, Metazoa, Chordata, Actinopteri, Siluriformes, Siluridae. The record is from RefSeq and is a predicted model, not a curated record. Gene Ontology annotation, biological process: regulation of DNA-templated transcription.